AUGGUCCGCUACGCUGCCACCCCCAACAACGAGGCCAAGUCCGCGAAGUCCCGUGGAUCCUUCCUCCGUGUUUCUUUCAAGAACACUCGUGAGACUGCUCAGGCCAUCACCCGCAUGAAGCUCUCUCGCGCCAUCGCUUUCUUGGAGAACGUUAAGCAGCAUAAGGAGGCUGUUCCCAUGAGGAGGUACUCUGGGAGUACCGGACGUUGCGCUCAAGGCAAGCAGUUCGGUGUUUCCCGCGCCCGCUGGCCCGAGAAGUCUGCCGAGUUCCUUCUCGGCCUCCUCCGCAACGCUGAGGCCAACGCCGACACCAAGGGUCUCGACACCUCCAACCUCCAGAUCUCCCACAUCCAGGUCAACCAGGCCCCCAAGCAGAGGAGGAGGACUUACCGUGCCCACGGACGUAUCAACCCCUACAUGUCAAACCCCUGCCACAUCGAGGUGAUCGUCUCUGAGGCCGAGGAGGCCGUUGCGAAGGCUGAGGACAACGCUGUCCUCCACCUGAACUCCAGGCAGAGGGGUCGCGCUCUUGGCCAGCAGAGGAGGAUUACUGCUUAA
Messenger RNA from Morchella importuna, 558 nucleotides. RefSeq lists its product as uncharacterized. The record is from RefSeq and is a predicted model, not a curated record. Bases 1 to 558 code for a protein of 185 amino acids. The transcript is spliced from 4 exons. Gene Ontology annotation, cellular component: ribosome; cytosolic large ribosomal subunit. Gene Ontology annotation, molecular function: structural constituent of ribosome. Gene Ontology annotation, biological process: cytoplasmic translation. NCBI's taxonomy places the organism in Eukaryota, Fungi, Ascomycota, Pezizomycetes, Pezizales, Morchellaceae.